UGGGAGAGCUGUGGCGUCAUACUGCUGCGACGGUGUGUCAGCUUCAAACAUGGCGUCCAGGUUGGAAAUUAAUUUUAUCAGGUUGUUGUCUCGCUGUGAAUCAAUCGCCUCGGAGAAACGAGGGGAGACGGAGUGGAGGUUAGAGAAGUAUGUUGGUGCCCUGGAGGAGAUGUUGGUGGCUCUGAGGAAAAGCCCAAGCAAACCCACACCAGAAGUCCUGACUGAGUUCACAAGAAAAGUAGAUUUUCUGAAAGGACUCCUAGAGGCAGAGAAACUGUCUUCACCAACAGAAAAAGCUUUAGCCAAUCAGUUCCUCGCCCCCGGGCGAACACCCACGAUAGCCAAUGAGAGGAUGCCUGCCACUAAAACUGUCCACAUGCAGACGAAGGCCCGGUGCACAGGAGAGAUGAGGGAUGAGCUUCUCGGCACGGGUUUGUCAGGCAAAGGCACAUCGGAGACAGACUUGCGAAACAGAAGAGGUCUUCCUCUGGAUGAGCGUCAGUCUGCCGCAGAGCUGGACGCCGUCCUGCAGCAUCACCACAACCUGCAGGAGAAGCUGGCGGAGGACAUGCUGAACCUGGCCCGAAAUCUGAAGAACAACACAAUGGCAGCGCAGAACAUCAUCAGACAGGACAACCAGACUCUGAGCCACUCCAUGCGCCAGGCAGACCUGAACUUUGAGAAGCUGAAGACGGAGUCGGAGCGAUUGGAGCAGCACACCAAGAAGUCUGUGAACUGGCUUCUGUGGCUGAUGCUCAUCCUGGUCUCCUUCACCUUUAUCAGCAUGAUCCUCUUCAUCAGAAUCUUCCCCAGACUCAGAUGAUGACUGUGUACAGUCCUGAACUGUUAGUCCCUCAUACUCCUGUGUUUACAAGAGCAGUAGCUACAUAGGCCUCCAUAGAUCUACACAGCAUGUCUGCAUAUGUGAUACAGAUCAGUAGUGGUCCAAACCAAAACAACUCAGUCUGAUGGGCUGAAAAAGAUUGCACUUCUCAAAACUGAAAUUCUUCCUCUAUACGGUCUGAUGAAAGAAAGAUGCAGAAAGUGGUUUGAAGUAUCAGUAAUCAUUUUUUUAAACAGCACAGAACAUGAAUGGAGGUAAGGAGCUACUUGGAGGGCCUUAGGGAGCAGCAACAUAGUCUUAAUACCCAGACAGCAGGGACUGAGCCUUAAUUAUUUUAAUCCCUCAUCAGGUCGGCUACCAGCCAUUCAGUACAUGUAUGCACUUUCUCACUUAGUGAGACUAAAGUCAAAGUCAGGUUUUUUAGAACAUUAUUUUUCACCAUGCAUAUAUCAGAGUAAGUUUAUGAACCGUCCACCAUCUACUGCACGUUGCCCUGGAAAUCCACGAUCUCAUCACUAUUUCAAAUAACUGAAAACUGAGUCCAAAACAAUCUGACUCAUAAAUAGCUAAAACCUACGACACCUUUCUUUAACCUCACUGAAUAUUUAAUAACUGGUUUAUAACACACUGUAAUGUAGGUUGAAGGCAUUGUAAGUGUUUAUUAAUGUGCAGUAUUUGUCAAGAAUUGUAACUUCUCAUCUGAAGAGGUACUUCAUGAUAUUGUCAAUUAUUAUCUACUUAUUUAUCAGCCUCAACGUACAGGAGGACUUACAGUUGUUGAGAAAUACAUUCAUAAAAUUCUACAUCUCUUCACAACUACAUUAUAUUGUGUUAUAAACCAUUUAAGAAAUGUUUAUAUAAUGCAUAACAUUAAAUGAGGGGGGUGAAAGUGAAGUGUUCCCAGUUAUUUCCCUAAAAUGAAAUAAUGCAAAUUACAAAACAGAUUUCAAGCAACAGUUUGAUUUUUCAUCUGCUGGUAAAAGUUUUGGAGACAGUCUUUGUCGAGAGGUUGAGAUCUUUGAGCUGUUAGAUUUAAUUUAUUUCAUUGCUCUGCAUAUUUCCAUUAUCCUCAGUCCUGUUCUUUGUUUGAGAGUCUGCGUGUUUGGGAGGCUGACUCCAUAAAUGUACAUCAGGUGACGAUAUCUGUUGAUGUUGGUAAUGACUGCGGAGGCCGCUGAUGUUGAUAAAGUAAGACUUUGUUCUCAUUACAUACUGUAACCCCACGUGUUCCAACCCCUUAUAAACAUUCAUAUAUCAUUUAGAUCUGCAGUUGUGUGUGUGUGUACAGGAUCACAACAAAGUAAAAUUAUUCAUCUCCUUUAAUUGUGUUCGAUUGAGUAAUAAUUGUGAGUACUGUAUGUGUGUUGUGGGAGCUGUUUGAGACCUUUAUCCAUAAACUCAAAUACCAAAUUGCGCCCUCUGUGCAGAAAUACCUAAUGAUGCAGUGACUUCAUGUGGCCAGUGUGUGUCAGUCAUGAUCUUACAAUAUGAGCACGUAAUGACCUCCAUGACCCUGAUGGCCUGAUCAAGCCCAUGAAUCCUAAAUUAACCCCACUACUCAUUUAGAAGUGAUCUGAGGAUUGAAGUAUGGCUAAAUAAAGGCAGCUGGCCACAAAAAAAGCACAUGACGACCAUA
This is a messenger RNA of Seriola aureovittata, 2480 nucleotides long. It is a transcript of the gene use1, whose product is annotated as unconventional SNARE in the ER 1 homolog (S. cerevisiae). The transcript has 8 exons. Gene Ontology annotation, cellular component: endoplasmic reticulum; SNARE complex. The record is from RefSeq and is a predicted model, not a curated record. Gene Ontology annotation, molecular function: SNAP receptor activity. NCBI's taxonomy places the organism in Eukaryota, Metazoa, Chordata, Actinopteri, Carangiformes, Carangidae. Gene Ontology annotation, biological process: retrograde vesicle-mediated transport, Golgi to endoplasmic reticulum. Bases 50 to 823 code for a protein of 257 amino acids.